CCCAUUUCUUAACCCGCAGCCUGUUUCCCUCUUGUUCCUGAACCGCUGCAGGAAGAACAGGGGCCACAGUGAUGUGUGCUUUUAUCGUUCGGCAUGCCUAGUUAAAAAUACGGCCACUGUGAAAGGAAUCUUACAUCAUUCGUGUCUUGUCCCCUGCUGCUUUUUUUCUUCAGAGAGUUCAGAGAGAGGGAGGAGGAUGAGCUGCAUGCUCUCUUGCUCUGCUUGCGGAGUGGAGAUGGAUGUGUAUAAAAGGGAAAGCCUGUGGGCUUUGGAGCCAUACAAUGAUCAGGAACUGAGAGUGGCAAGAGCCAAGGAGUAGUUAGAGCUCAGUAGGAUACAGUUAGUGAGUCACUUCUCUGACAUCAAGCAGUUACGCUGGGUUGGAAGAGAGAGAUAGAGUAGAAGCGCACAAUUCCACAAUGCCCAUGGAGCAAGUAUUCAGGCACUGCGACAAAGAUACGCUGAAGAUGGCCAUGCUGAAGCACGAACAGACUUUCAGACAGCAAGUUCACGAGCUCCAUCGCUUAUACAGGAUCCAGAAACUUCUGAUGCGAGACCUCAAGAGGGAGCUCAAGAGCCAGAGGAACCUGUCGACCUCCCCGAACGGCGGCUCCACCGAGCACAGCAGAGGCGCGCUCGGCAUGUGCGCCUACGAGCACCGCUACGCCGCUCGCGGUCCUGGCGGCUACGUAGCAGUAACGACACCAACGCCCCGCACGGCGCUCAGCUUCGACGUUGUGGCGCCGGCCGUCGAGUACGUGCGGAGCGCGGAGGAGGAGGACGACGACGAGGCGGAGGAGGAGACCGACGACGACGCGGAGCUGGAGCUCACGCUGGCCGUGGGCGGCGGCGGGGCCAAGAAGAGGUACGGCGAGUACCCGUCCGGCGGGGAGAGCCUCUCGUCGUCGUCGACGGAAUCCGACGUGCUCACCGCCUCCGCCCGCGAGUGGCGCCAGGCGCGCGGCACGCCGUACCACCAAAAGAGGAGGCCGGGCGCCGGGCUGGACGUGGUGCAGGCGGUGGAGGACGGCGUCGGGAUGCAGGCGCCGCCGCCGCUGCUGUUCCACUGGCUCAGCCUCAAGAUGGCAUGACGCUACGAGAGGGGAAUCAAAGAACGCAUGUGUUGAUUGCUGCGCCUAGUGUCAGGGUGUUGACUUGAUACUGUUCUUCAGUUGAAUGCUGCGUGGUCAGAUCAAGUCUAGAAAUCAAUAAUUGACUAGUCGUUCAGGAGGAUGUAGGAGACACUUUCCAAAACGUAAGGAGACUGUAGGGACUUGCUUUUCAGAUUAAGCUACGAGUGUGACUACCUUACUGCAAGUGCUUCUGGUCUUGUUGACGACAGUCAACAAUACAAGGCGGCGAGAAUGCAAGAGAAUUCGGUAAAAACAAUUGGACCUUGUGUGCUGCAAAUUUCAGUGUGAUGUUAAUCGAAUGGCUGAUCCAAACCUGUGUACCCUGAAAGCUUCAUCACAUACAGAUCAAAGCAUGUGAAACAUUGCUGCACGCCAACUCCUCGUAUGUUCAGUUCACUGAUGGGCUUCCUUUUCUUCUCUUGCUUGUGCUUCUUUAUCGUCCCACAUUCUUUCGUCUCCGACUCCGAUUGCUACUCACCGUCGCGAUAAAUCGACAUGCAAAAUAUGACAUGCCAUUGUAGGCGGGGCUU
Molecule: messenger RNA, 1663 nt
Organism: Panicum hallii
Lineage: Eukaryota; Viridiplantae; Streptophyta; Magnoliopsida; Poales; Poaceae
Exons: 3
Coding region: 420-1091 (223 amino acids)
Source: RefSeq, a predicted model, not a curated record